Messenger RNA from Etheostoma spectabile (orangethroat darter), 1287 nucleotides. Its product is annotated as deleted in malignant brain tumors 1 protein-like. The annotation marks the transcript as partial. Gene Ontology annotation, cellular component: membrane. NCBI's taxonomy places the organism in Eukaryota, Metazoa, Chordata, Actinopteri, Perciformes, Percidae. The transcript is spliced from 4 exons. The record is from RefSeq and is a predicted model, not a curated record.
AUGACAGUUCGACCAGAACCCAACAGCACAGUUUUACCAUCCACACCUCAUCCACCACCUAAGAACUUCACCACCGGUCAAGUGGAAACUACAAACCCAACUGCAGGCAACAGCAGAGCAGUUGAGGGGCAGGUCCAUCUGGCCAAUGGAGGAAACAGCUCCUGUUCUGGCAGAGUAGAGAUCUUCCUACGUGGACAGUGGGGGACGGUUUGUGACGAUUUCUGGGAGCUGGUUGAUGCUCAGGUGGUGUGUAGACAGCUGGGCUGUGGCAGGGCCAUGUCAGCACCACAAAGUGCACGCUUUGGACAGGGCAGUGGGCCCAUCUGGUUGGAUGAUGUCACAUGCACAGGCAGCGAAUCGAAACUCAGCGAGUGCAGCCACAGGGGGGUUGGAUUCCACGACUGUAAUCACAAUGAGGAUGCUGGUGUGGUCUGCGAAGGUAAAUACAAAUGUUUGUCAUGUGAGUUCACAGAGACUUUUCUUUCAGUUCGACCAGAACUCAACAGCACAGUUUUACCAUCCACACCUCGUCCACCACCUAAGAACUUCACCACCGGUCAAGUGGAAACUACAAAAACAACUGUAGGCAACAGCACAGCAGUUGAGGGGCAGGUCCAUCUGGCCAAUGGAGGAAACAGCUCCUGUUCUGGCAGAGUAGAGAUCUUCCUACGUGGACAGUGGGGGACAGUUUGUGACGAUUUCUGGGAGCUGGUUGAUGCUCAGGUGGUGUGUAGACAGCUGGGCUGUGGCAGGGCCAUGUCAGCACCACACAGUGCACGCUUUGGACAGGGCAGCGGGCCCAUCUGGUUGGAUGAUGUCACAUGCACAGGCAGCGAAUCAAAGCUCAGUGAGUGCAGACACAAUGGGGUUGGAUUCCACGACUGUAGUCACAAUGAGGAUGCUGGUGUGGUCUGCAAAGUUCGACCAGAACCCGUCAGCACAGUUUUACCAACCAAACCUCGUCCACCACCUAAAAACUUCACCACCGGUCAAGUGGAAACUACAAAAACAACUGUAGGCAACAGCACAGCAGUUGAGGGGCAGGUCCAUCUGGCCAAUGGAGGAAACAGCUCCUGUUCUGGCAGAGUAGAGAUCUUCCUACGUGGACAGUGGGGGACGGUUUGUGACGAUUUCUGGGACCUGGUUGAUGCUCAGGUGGUGUGUAGACAGCUGGGCUGUGGCAGGGCCAUGUCAGCACCACACAGUGCACGCUUUGGACAGGGCAGUGGGCCCAUCUGGUUGGAUGAUGUCACAUGCACAGGCAGCGAAUCAAAGUUCAGCGAGUGC